This is a messenger RNA of Neofelis nebulosa (Clouded leopard), 1763 nucleotides long. It is a transcript of the gene SBK2, whose product is annotated as SH3 domain binding kinase family member 2. Gene Ontology annotation, biological process: peptidyl-serine phosphorylation; peptidyl-threonine phosphorylation. The transcript is spliced from 5 exons. The coding region runs from base 226 to 1260 and encodes 344 amino acids. Gene Ontology annotation, molecular function: protein serine/threonine kinase activity; ATP binding. The record is from RefSeq and is a predicted model, not a curated record. NCBI's taxonomy places the organism in Eukaryota, Metazoa, Chordata, Mammalia, Carnivora, Felidae.
GCUGGCAUGGGAUCUAGUGCUGGGCACUGACCACAGCAGGCAGCGAAGGGUCGGGCAAGCUUUGGAGAAGUGCUUGCUCCCAUCCAGGUCCCAGCGUCCCCACGGCCCGGCGUGCGCAGCCGCCCUCCCCAGCCCCUGGAGGCAGAGAACACCUGUUUGCUCUUAGGCGAAAGAGGCUACUCAUCCACCCCCAGGGCCCAAGUCUGUUUGCUUUGGAAACAAGAGAUGCCCGGCAAACAGUCAGAUGAGGAACAGGUGGAGACGGGGGCUGCGGAGAACUUGGCCGAGGAGGACCUAGGGGGCCUCACGGCAGAGGAGCUCCGGCAGGGCCAGGAGGCAGCCCUGGAGCUAGAGGACAUGAUGGCGCUAAGUGCCCAGACCCUGGUCCGAGCCGAGGUGGACGAGCUUUACCAGCAAGUGCGUCCCCUGGGCCAGGGCCGCUUCGGCCGGGUCCUGCUGGUCACCCAUCGCCAGAAAGGCACUACCCUGGCCCUGAAGGAACUCCCAAAGGCCUCCACGUCUCUCCGUGGCUUCCUGUAUGAGUUCUGUGUGGGCCUCUCGCUGGGCACACAUUCGGCCAUAGUAGCGGCCUAUGGCAUCGGCAUCGAGUCCGCCACCUCCUACAGCUUCCUGACGGAGCCUGUCCUGUGUGGGGACCUCAUCACCUUCAUCCAGCCCAAGGUGGGCCUCCCGCAGCCGGCCGUACAGCGCUGCGCGGCUCAGCUGGCCUCAGCCCUGGAGCACAUCCACUCCCACGGCCUGGUGUACCGGGACGUCAAGCCCGAGAACGUGCUGGUGUGCGACCCUGCCUGCCAGCGGGUCAAACUGACCGACUUCGGCCACACGCGGCCCCGCGGAACCCUGCUGCGCCUGACCGGGCCGCCCAUCCCUUACACGGCCCCCGAGCUCUGCUGCCCCCCGCCCCUCCCCGAGGGCCUGCCCAUCCAGCCUGCCCUGGACGCCUGGGCGCUGGGGGUCCUGCUCUUCUGCCUCCUCACCGGCUACUUCCCCUGGGACCAGCCCCUGGCAGAGGCCGACCCCUUCUAUGACGACUUCCUCAUCUGGCAGGCGUCCGGCCAGCCCCAGGACCGUCCUCAGCCCUGGUUCGGCCUGACGCCGGCGGCGGACAGUCUCCUGUGGGGGCUGCUGGAUCCUCGCCCCCGCAAGAGGAGCCCCGUGGGCUCCGUCCAGGACUACCUGGGGCGUCCCUGGAGGCAGCGGGAGGGGGAGGCUGAGGAGGUGGACGAGGGGGACGGAUAGGAGGACAGAGAGUGAGCGGGCACAGCCUGAGCCCACCUUCCUGCAGAGACUCUCGAAGGGAGCCGGGUGGGCCCCACAUCCUGAGGUCUCCUCCGCCUUCACGGGGUGGCUUGUGGCUUCCCUCUCACCUCUUUGCCCCUCUCGGCCUUCCUUUCCUCCUGCGUGGGCAUUCCGUGUCCCUCGCGUGGCCUGGGGGGCCUCCGUGUCACCGUCGCCAUCUGCCCCGGGGCUUUGGCAAACGCCGUUGCCUUUGCCUGUGGUCUCAUGGCUCAUUUCCUCACCUCCCGCUCCUCAGUGAAGCCCCCCACCCCCCACCGGGCAGCCGCAUGUCUUGACUCUCUGCCCCCCCUUCCCUCUGUGACAUACACGUGGGUCUGUGUCCUUCUGGGGGACAGGGGUCCAGCCUGUCCUGGGGGGGGGUCCCCCACGUAGCUGUCACUGUCCUGGCCCAUAGCAAGGGGCCGGGGAAUGCGUGUUCAAUAAACGAACCCGUCUGGUUUGUG